This is a messenger RNA of Penicillium canariense, 807 nucleotides long. Its product is annotated as Fig1 domain-containing protein. NCBI's taxonomy places the organism in Eukaryota, Fungi, Ascomycota, Eurotiomycetes, Eurotiales, Aspergillaceae. The record is from RefSeq and is a predicted model, not a curated record. Bases 1 to 807 code for a protein of 268 amino acids. Gene Ontology annotation, cellular component: membrane; mating projection tip. Gene Ontology annotation, biological process: conjugation with cellular fusion. The transcript has 4 exons.
AUGGCGGCUCGAUUUGCACAGGGUGUUGGCCGAUUCAUUCCCAUGGUCGGGUAUCACCAUGUGUUGAUGAUUAUUAUUGCAGUUGCAAUUAUCUUACUAUCACUAUUGUUGGCUGGAUGCUCCUCAUCAUCCCCACAGAUCCCCAACAUCUUCCUCAUUUCCAUGUACUACGAGAAGUACAACCCGAUUCUUGACCUUGCCCAAGUCGACCCGGGCGUGGUAACAGCCAUGGCCAACAUUGUACGGAGCGCCGAGAUGGAAGUUCGGGUCGGAUACUUCGGUAUCUGUGUGCAGCCCGAUGGUGGCUCAUUCAUCUGCAACGCCAACGCCACUGCUCUCGCCGAGAUUGUCAAUGUUGACGCAGAUCCGCUCAACUUGAUCUGGGUUGCCUCGACGUUCAAGGAUGCAGUGGUGUUCCCAUACCUUCUUAUUGUCGCUGUCAUCCUCGCCUUCUUCUGUUUUAUCCUCCUCGCCACCUUCCCUGGCUGGCACGAAGAGCCUGACGAGUCUGGGUCCGCUGUCGAAGUUAAGCCCUUCCCUUCGCGGCCCGUCUCUCAGGCCGCUCUUGCCCUAAUUUUCGUGUCUUCCGUCUUUGUGCUUGUCUCUGUGUUAUGGCAGCACACAGCGUCUGUGGCAGCAAGCACGAUUGCCCAAGAUAUGGGCAACAGCGUCGUAAGAAGCGGUGUUGGUACCUCAGCCAUGGUACUGGGUUGGUUCGCAUUCGUCCUUCUGGUGGUCGUUACCAUUGGCCUUCUCAUCAUGAUCCUCAGCAUUAGCAUGCUCAGGAAAUUGACUGACGACGACUAG